Messenger RNA from Paramuricea clavata, 304 nucleotides. The record is from the annotation of a GenBank genome assembly. NCBI's taxonomy places the organism in Eukaryota, Metazoa, Cnidaria, Anthozoa, Malacalcyonacea, Plexauridae.
UUUGGGCGCCAUCAUUUUGGCAACACUGUCUUACACGUUGGCGUUCAACAGUCAACCACAAUUGACCAUAAAAGCAGUGAAAAACAAAACGUUUGACGACUUCUAUAUCAUCGGGCAAACAUUCGACACUGGAAACAUAGCAGAUUGUCUGGAGCACUGUUUAGAGGACUGUCUGUGUCAGUCGUUUCAAAUUUGUGGAGGGACAAAAUGUCAGCUGUGUUCAAGUCACAAGGAAGAGAACAGCUCAUUGCUUCAUGACAAUGAUACCUGCAUCUAUGCUAUGUACGAGAUGCGAAAUGCUCAG